CCUAAAAUAUGCGCGGCAUCGAUUAAACACGCCAAGUCACAAACUUUUAAUUUGCAGGAAGUAAUAAUUUGUUUUGCUUAUCAAAAACUUUGGUAAUAAUCUUAACGAUGCACAAAAAAAGUACAAAUUUGCGUAAUAUACAAGCCGAUUGAAACUAGUCAUUAUUUUCUAACGUGUGGUUUCCAGUAACAUGACUAAAUCUUAUUUGUGUGCUUGUUCGUUACGCUUGAUAUUCUCAAAGUUAUAGGUUAUGUUUAUCUAAACACGGUUUUCUGAUGAAAAAAGGCUCAAAACGUCGCAUAAAACUGUGAAAUAAUAAAACUGCACAACAUCUGUGAUUGAAGAUACUCUCAAAGUGUAAAGUAAAUCACAAAACGUGAAAUAAAGUGAGGCAACGAUGUUCAAGAAUACAUUCCAAAGUGGUUUUUUAUCCAUACUUUACAGCAUUGGCAGUAAGCCUUUGCAAAUAUGGGAUAAAAAAGUAAGAAACGGACAUAUAAAAAGAAUUACUGACAAUGAUAUUCAGAGUCUGGUACUUGAAAUUCUUGGAAGCAAUGUCAGCACAACGUAUAUUACCUGCCCGGCUGAUCCAAGAAAAACUUUGGGCAUCAAGCUACCUUUUCUUGUGAUGAUUAUUAAAAAUCUGAAGAAGUAUUUUACCUUCGAAGUUCAGGUGAUAGACGACAAGAAUGUCCGGCGAAGAUUUCGGGCCAGUAAUUACCAAUCCACAACGAGGGUAAAACCUUUUAUCUGUACAAUGCCAAUGAGACUGGACGACGGCUGGAAUCAAAUACAGUUCAACCUUGCGGAUUUCACUCGUCGCGCAUACGGUACAAAUUAUGUAGAGACAUUGAGAGUUCAAAUUCACGCAAAUUGCAGGAUACGUAGAGUCUAUUUCUCUGAUAGGCUAUAUUCGGAGGACGAGUUGCCAGCCGAAUUUAAAUUAUUUUUACCAAUUCAAAACAAAGCAAAGUGUUAACGUUUAGCUUAAUUCAUCUGCAAUUAUGUUUAUCGCAUCGUCGUACAAAAAAUGUUCUCUCGAAAUCGCAACUUUCAAAUUAAUCAUGAAUUGCUGUUUUCGGUUCAAGUAAGUGUCCUUCGUAACUCAAGUUUGAAAAUAAAUUUAUUGCACGUCGAAGUAUUUCGCAGCAGUUUUUCACAAACGUUUUAUAAAAGUGUUAUUUAUUAAUGAAUUUUCGCUAGUUGAAAGUGAGAAUAAAGUUUAAAGUGAGUAA
This is a messenger RNA of Belonocnema kinseyi, 1235 nucleotides long. RefSeq names its product cilia- and flagella-associated protein 20 (gene Bug22). Gene Ontology annotation, biological process: cilium assembly; positive regulation of cell motility; regulation of cilium beat frequency involved in ciliary motility. The record is from RefSeq and is a predicted model, not a curated record. Gene Ontology annotation, cellular component: motile cilium; ciliary basal body. Lineage: Eukaryota; Metazoa; Arthropoda; Insecta; Hymenoptera; Cynipidae. The transcript is spliced from 2 exons. The coding region runs from base 398 to 979 and encodes 193 amino acids.